AUGACUCAACAAAAAUCAUCUGGCAAUCAUCACUCAAAAAUCGAAAAUAUAAUAUUAUUAGUAAAAGUGAAAAGAAAUUCAUUAGUUGUUUCAACCCUGGCCCCUGUUUUACCAAUUUCUGGGUCGGGUCAACCAACCCAAAUACCCACUUGUAUUCAAGAAGUUGCCUUAUCAAUUUUUACACAACAUCAUCAUCAGCAAGAUACAAACGAUUCAAUAAAAUCAACAAAUUAUGAUUAUCAUUCAAAUCAAGAACGUAUUGAAUUAUUAAAAAAAAAAUAUGAAUUAUAUUUUAAUGAAGAAUUUCCCUGUGAACCACCAACACCACAACAACAACAACAACAAACAUUACCACCACUAUCAUCAUCAACAACAACAGCAUCAGAUAUAAAAACAACAACAACAACAAUACAACUACCAUCACAUAAUAAUUUUAUAUUAUCAUCAUCAUCAUCUUCAGAUGAUUGCUUAAAUAAUAUUACUACUAUUCAAUCAUCAAAUAAUAUUAAAAAUUAUUUAUCAAGUUGUUCAGCUCCAAUUAUUACAACAAUAUCAUCAUCAACAUCAUUACCAUCAACAACAACAGGAAUAAAAACAAUAACUGGGAAAAAAUCAACAACAACAACAGCAAUUGAUAAUAUUGAAUUACCAAUAAUAGAAAAAACAACACCAACAACGAAAAUAGAUAAAUAUUUUUCAUUUAAUAAUGAUGAUAAUGAUAAAUUAUUAUUAUUAGAUUUGGAUGAUGAAAAAAGACCACAAAUAAAUAAAAAUCAUUAUAAAAAUAAUCAGCAUGAAAUUAAUGCAUCAUCAAUACUACAUAAUCAUAAUAAAUUUUUUCAUUCAUCAAAUAUAAUUAAUAUAAAUUCAUCAACUAGUAAUUUAAUAAAUUCUAUACCAUUAAAAACUUCAAUAAUAAAAUCAACAACAAUAAAUAAUUAUAAUAAUGAUGAUAAUAAUGAUGAUGAAAAUGAUGAUGAUAAUGAUGAUGGUAAUAAUGAUGAUAAUGAUUAUGACGAUAAUAUUGCAAUACGCAAAAUAUGGUCAUUAAGUUUUCAAGAUGAUACAACAGCAAUUAAGGAUCAUCAUCACCGUUCAAUUGAUUUUUUACCAUCACAAGAAAAAUUUCAAAUAUCAUCAACAUCAUCAAUACAAAAUGAGGAAAGAUUAAUAAAAAAUUAUCAGCAGGUACAACAGCAGCCUCAUCAUCACCAUCAUCAUUAUUUUCAUCAAAAUUUUUUUCAAAAUCAACAACAACUACUACAACAUCAUCAUCAUCAUCAUCAUCACCAUUUACAACAAUUGCAAUUAUUACAACAACAUAACAAUCAACAACAACAUGAAGAUGAUGAAAAAGCUCAACCUGUUUUUUUAUCAUUAUCAUUGUCGCCACCAACAAAUCGAAGAAAAGAAAUGCCUGCACUAAAAGGAUCUUUUAUUAGCCUAUCAGAACCACGUUCUAUAUUAAAAACAAAAUUUUUAGAUGACACAUUCCCUAAUCCGGAUUCUGGGGAAAGUGGUUUAUCUGAUGAAGAACAAGAAGAUCCAGCACAAUAUUGUAAAGGUGGUUAUCAUCCAAUAACAAUUGGUGAUGUAUUUGAUGAUAGAUUUCGUGUUGUACGUAAACUCGGUUGGGGGCAUUUUUCAACAGUUUGGUUAUGUCGAGAUACUUUAGAUGAAAAAUAUGUUGCACUUAAAGUUGUUAAAAGUGCACCACACUAUAGUGAAACUGCCGCUGAUGAAAUAAGACUCCUUAAAGCUAUUAGAGAUGCUGAUCCAAAUGAUCCAAAACGUGAACGAAUAAUACGUUUAUUUACACAUUUUACUGUUAGAGGUGUUAAUGGAUAUCAUCAUUGUCUUGUAUUUGAAGCUCUUGGUUGUAGUUUAUAUAAGCUAAUUGUAAAAAAUAAUUAUCAAGGACUUGCAUUACAUCAAGUUAGAGUUAUUAUUAAACAAGUUUUAGAGGGUUUAGAUUAUUUACAUACAAAAUGUAGUAUAAUUCAUACAGAUAUUAAGCCAGAAAAUAUACUCCUAGUUAUGGAUAAUGCUGCUGAUAUGAAUCGAAGAAUCGAUGAUGAAAUGAAUACAUUACGACUUCAAGGAAUUGAUUAUCCGGAUUCAUAUAUCAGUUCUAUUGAAAAACAAACAAAAGGGAGUCAAAGUUUAUUUUCAAGAUCACCAUCAUCAGCUAAUGCCUAUUCAUCAGUUAGUAGAGCUGAAAUAUUAGAUGAAAGUACUGAUCAAAAUGGUUUUAUGGCAUCCGCUGCCAAUGCAUUAUACAACGAUCUUAUUAAUGAUGAUCAAAUAACAGGUUCCUUAGAUGAAGAUAUAUCUAUUAAUCGAUAUCGUACUGAAAGAAAAAACACUGGCAAGGUAAAUGGAAAUCGUGAACCACAAGCAAAUUAUAUACCACAAACACAAGCUUAUAUUAAUGCUAUACAAACAUUAAUUAAAAGUAGAAAUAUUAAAGUGAAAAUUGCUGAUUUAGGAAAUGCCUGUUACGACUUUCAUCAUUUUACUGAAGACAUUCAAACAAGACAAUACAGGUCAAUUGAAGUCAUUUUAGGUGCACAAUACUAUUGCAGUGCUGAUAUAUGGAGCACUGCAUGUUUAGCCUUUGAAAUUGCAACAGGUGAUUAUUUGUUUGAUCCUCAUGCUGGUGAAACAUAUUCAAGAGAUGAAGAUCAUUUAGCACAUAUGAUAGAAUUACUAGGUUCAAUACCAGUUUCAUUAAUUUUGAAAGGGAAACAUGGUCUAAAAUAUUUUACUAGUUGUGGUAAACUACGAAAUAUAACUAAACUUAAGCCGUGGAAUUUACUUAAUGUUUUAACAGAAAAAUAUGACUGGGAUAAAGAUGAAGCUAAAAAAAUUACUGAUUUUUUAUUGCCAAUGUUAAAUUUUAAUCCACUAAUAAGAUCUUCAGCUGAUGAAUGCUUACGACAUCAAUGGCUACAAGAUUUAUAAAGUUACAUAUAUAUAAAAAUAUUAUAUAACCCUAGGAUAAAUAUUAAAUAUUAAUAAUAAUAUGAAUUUGCAUUAAUUUUUACGAAAAUGAAAAAAAAAAGAAACAAAAAAAAAACUUAUAUAAAAAAAAAACAAGUAUUCAAUACAUCUUAUUAAGAAUUAUUUAAUAAAAAUAAAUUAAAAUAAAAUAUACUUAGACACAUUUCUACAUUCAAAAAAAAAGGACUCUGAAAAGUAGUUUGUUGUUUUCUUUUUUUAAAAUCUUACAAUUUCAGGUGCGUUUUUUUAGUAACACAACCAGUUUGUAUUAAAAACUUACAGUAAACAAAUGGGAAACCAUUAACUGAAUGAAAAAUUUAAAACUAAAGGCAAAAACUCACGAUAUACCAGCAUGAUCGCAGACAUCCUUGGAUACUUUCAAAAGUAUAGUUCUUCUUCUACAAAACUUAAUUAACACUUAAUUUAAUAAGUGCGUUUAGAACUCAAUUUGCCAUAUAGAUAAUUCAACACAAAAUAUGUACAAUUUUUUACGGCAGGCACUUUAGAAUUAAAAUUUACUACUUAAAAUUAUUACUAAAUUUACUGUAUUUCGAAAGUAAUAAUGUAUAACUAUAAAAAUUUAAGAAACCCUUCAUGAUUAACGUAGAUGAAGAAAAUUUAAAAAAAUUUAUAAUUGUUCAUGAUGAUCCCCAUAAAUCUUGCCCCUGUUAUUUUACUAUUAUUAAAUUAAAAUUUCAGACAUUGAAAAUCAAAAUCCUAAUUUGCCUAAAUCUAAAAUACAUUAUCAAAUUAUAAAAGAUAUAAUAGAUUAAAAUCUUAUAUAUAUAAUAGAUACAAUAUUAUAACAGAUUAAAAUCUUUUUGUUAAUUUUAUCUUAAAACACAUUUGUUACCUUAUUCAGCCAAAAUUAGCAAAUUUUCCAUCUAUUGCUCUCAAAAGGAAGUCACUUAAUAUUGAAUUACAAAUAGCAUAAUCAAUAAUUUUAAAUCCAUACUUCCGAAUUUCAAUUCUUAAAGUUAGAACUGUGAA
Condylostylus longicornis is the source of this 3993-nucleotide messenger RNA. Its product is annotated as SRSF protein kinase 1-like. Gene Ontology annotation, biological process: regulation of mRNA processing; spliceosomal complex assembly; protein phosphorylation. The transcript has 12 exons. Gene Ontology annotation, molecular function: ATP binding; protein kinase activity. The record is from RefSeq and is a predicted model, not a curated record. The coding region runs from base 1 to 2964 and encodes 987 amino acids. NCBI's taxonomy places the organism in Eukaryota, Metazoa, Arthropoda, Insecta, Diptera, Dolichopodidae.